AUGUUCAGUGGCGCUGUUGGGCGUGUUAUGGUUUUGCCACCUCGCGGUGCCGAAGUUUUCAGAUACCAUCCUGGAGAUUGGAGGUCCGGUGCAUCAAGGCGCCUUUCUAGGUUUCGAUGGAGCUUGCAACAUGCAGAAGGAGUUCUGGCGGAUGCUGCCCUGGAUGAGUUCCAGCAGGAGUUGCCUCACUGGUGGCAGAGAAUAGGCGACUACUUCUUGAGACCUGUUGCUGGCGCCUUGCCGAAACGACUUCGAAGUUCUCCCUGGUCUUUCCUUCGCACAGAGAAGGUGCUGCGAGGAAACGGGCUGGUGAAGAGCGAAGGUGGUCACUCCUUUCGCAACUUGCGUGCCUGGCUGGAGGAAGUUUGCAGAGUUUUGGGCCUAUCGCAAACGAGAAAAGCUUCGUCACGUUGCCCGCAGCUCUGGAUCGACGAGGCUUGGCCACCGAGCCGGCUCACUCCGCGAAGCAAACGUUCUGCGCCCAUCUGGAUCUUGCCGGCCACGGAGCAAAAUGCACUAGUCGUCCAGAUGAGCUUGCUCAAAGAGUAUCGGCCGCAGGAGAUCAAAGCGCUUAUGGGCUUCGAGGUGGGCCAGCUGGUUCUGAGACGCUUGCCAGCUGUCAUUCCGCAAGAGCUCCGUGAGCCUCUUACUUACGGAAUCUUUGCUGCGCGGGCGUAUGAUGCUCUUUGUCAAGUUACGGAGCCGAACCAAGCCUUAGCCGGUGCACCGCCCUGGAUACGAAGAAUGCUGACGGGUCGUGCCCGGUCCUGGAAGCGUCCGUACUCACACACGGGCACGACAGCAGAAUUCGAAGCCCUGGGCGUGAUUCUCCGUCGACUCGUUCCAGGCCCACUACUUCCGCCUAUUUUUGCUGGGCUCGCCGUCAACAGCAAUGAGAUCGCAGAAGCUCUGGAGCACCGGAAACCCCCGAAGUGGCAGCUCAGGGGAUCCCCAGCACCGCAGCCUUUGCGAGAUCUUGCUGGGAAUGCAUUGGUGCUAGCACUGAUUCGUCUUUUCAGCGGUUCGAGGGGAAGGUCUUAUGUGCUCACCCUGGACCGCGCCGCAGCCCUGGCCGCCGGGGAUGCAACGGCUGCGGCCAGUGCUCUGCUGAGAGUCCACCGGCUCCUGCCGCCGCAGCAGACGGAUCUGCGGCGAACGCUUGGCAGUGUGGCUGACAUGGCUCACGAGAGGAUAUGGGCUUAUCGGCAAGAGGCGCUGUUUCAGAACCCCAGGGAGCCGCCCCCAGCUGUGCGAGUGGCGGAGCUCUUGAGCUGGUCCCAAACGGAUCAGGCCAAGCGUCUCAUUGCCUUGGCCGAGAUGCGACGAAAGCACAGCUGGGAGACCUCGAGCUGGGAGACAUGGGCCCCGGGUCUUCGGCCCUGGGGAUCAUUUUCAUCUGCGUUUUGGAAGCCCUGGAUGGGCUACUGGGCUUUGUCUAUCUUGUGGCUUCCUUUCGCCUUGACUUCAAUCGAUGCAGUCCGCUGGGCCUCCUGGGUGACUCUGUGUCUCACAGUCUUUGGCCUGCUGCUGCCGCUCUUGCAGUUUAUUGGGGCUCCCACGCUUCCCUUCAUGUCCAUCAGCACCUUGUGGACAUCCCUCUUGCUGUAUUCGUUGAUUGCCGGAAGUAUUUGGUGGAACCACCUCCUGGGCGGUGCACGUCGCUGGGCCGUUCUGAGCGGCCAGUUGGCUGCUCAACUCGUAGAUCAAGCAGAUGCUGCAACUGGCAUUGCUUUCCUUACGAGGGAUUGGGCGGAGAUGGCGCGGCGUUCCCUGGCAGCCCUUGACCAGGAGCUCUGUGGCAGCUGGAGGACGAGCCUUCAUGAGCUGGCGUCAAAGUUGGCAGACCUCCGGCAAGAGCUCGAGGAUUCCACUCCUCUCAGCAACGGCAACGGCGUGCAGAAGACCCUGAAAGAUGGCGAUCACAGCGACGAGGCCGAGGACGAUCAGGGAGGACACAGGCAGCUCGUCCCAACCCCGGCCUUUGCAGAGACAUUCAAGGCCACAGGGGCCGCCUGCGAGGCCCUGUGGCUCAGCCUUGUAGAAAUCCUUAGACUGCUCAACACCGGUAUCCAUACGCAUCCGGCUGAGAGGGUCAUCAGUCGGUUUCACUGUGGCAAGAGGUUUUUUCUAGUCCUUAACACGCUUCGGAUUGUCACCUGUGGAGCUGAAGCUCAGGAGGAGCACGAGAAGGCAGCACCCGAGCGACGCCUGAACGGGCGGCAUGCAUCUGAGCACCAGAGCCACAGCAGGCCCUCGAGCCGACUCCUUCGUCGGCACGCUGUGGACAGCAGGGGUGUUGUGGACAAGAGUGACGACUAUAGUGAUUCAGAUGAUCAGUACGAGGAAAGACCUUCACACAGGCAUCAUCGACAACAUCAUAGAAAACAAGGCGCUGCUGUGGAUGACACUGGCCAUGUCCAUAGCCACGGUGACCAGCAGCACGGCCAUGGCUACAUAGAGUCCUCCAAGGACAGAGGUCAUGCACGAGGCGUUUCUGCCCGAAGGCUUUCGAUGCAUUCCAUCCGAGAGGCCAGGGAGACGGAAGCGACUGAGGACGCCGGCCCGACUGGCAAUGCCACGGCAGAGGACGAGGACGAGGACGACGAGGAAGGAACAGACUCGGACGAGGAAGAGGCCGACGACGGAGCGGUGCAGGACUGCGAGUACAAUGAUUGGGGAAAAUGGACCCAGUGCAGCGAAACCUGUGGCGGUGGGUCACGAAAGAGGACUCGGACCGUCAAAACGAAGGCUCAGAACGGCGGGAAGGCCUGCGAAGCCGCCGAGAAGAAACAGACAGAGGAAUGCAACACCAAAGAGUGCCCCGUGGAUUGCGUCAUUAGCGACUGGCAGGACUGGGGCCAUUGUGCGCCCAACUGCCAGGGCCAUCGCAAGCGAAACCGGAUGAUCAUCCAGGCUGCAUCACACGGUGGCCAGGCUUGCGGUGACACGAAGGAGGAAGAGUCCUGCGAUGGCGUUUGCACUGACUGCGAGUACGAGGACUGGUCCGCUUGGGUGGAGUGCCCCGUGACCUGUGGCGGGGGCAACCAGAACCGGACACGGGACGUCGCAGUGCCGCCAACCAACGGCGGCAAGGCAUGUGUCGGGAACAAGACAGAGACGCGAGCUUGUGGAAAUGGCGCCUGCCCUGUCGACUGCGAGCUCAAUGACUGGUCGAAUUGGACAGCCUGCGAGCCAUACUGUGCAGGCAACAUGUCGCGGCAUCGCACGGUGAAGACUCUGCCGAUGAACGGCGGUGUAGCCUGCGGUGCAUUGAAUGAGACCCAGAAAUGCACCAACUUCUGUAUGGAUUGCAGCUGGUCGGAUUGGACUGCCUGGACGAACUGCACAGUGUCCUGCGGCGGCGGAACAAUGAACAGGAGCAGGGACCAGACCUUCGUGGCCACCGGCGGAGGAGGUGCAGCAGCCCUUCUUCAGCUCGCCGGCUCCCAGGUUUUCGGCUUUGAGAUGAAGGCGUCGAAGAGGUGCGACGCUGGUCACCAGGCCAGUGAUGCCUUACCACUCGCGGAGGCCCAGGAGAAGUGCAAGGCUUCCGCCGAUUGCCAGGGCCUUUCUGACCUUGGCUGCGACGGGAAGCAGGUGGUGCUUUGCAACUCGGGCUUUGUGCUGGAGGAGGACGUCUCUACAUGCGCUUACAACAAGAAGGAGAUCGGAGGAGGCAAGGCCUGCACAGGCGACGGAAUCGAAAAGAAGAAUUGCAGCACCGAUCCCUGUCCGGUGGACUGUGCCUACAGCGAUUGGGCUGACUGGUCCGCCUGCGAGCCCUAUUGCUCUGGGAACAAGACGCGGAGUCGCAGCAUCGUGGCCGAAGCAGCUCAUGGCGGCGUCGCUUGUGCCAAAGAGGAGCUGAAGGAAAAGAAGGCCUGCGCCAACUUCUGCAUGGACUGCCAAGUUUCGGAUUGGACGGAAUGGGACGCCUGCAGCGUCUCUUGCGGCGGUGGGCGCACCAAUCGGACGCGGACGGAGACGUACGUGAACCGCCCGAAUCUCACAGCCGCGAGUCUGCUGGAGGUCGGAGCUGCUUCGGCGGCCUUCGGCUACGAGAAGCGGCUGGGUGUGAGGUGCACGGAAGAAAGCCUGGGGCCAAAGAAGAAGGAGUUCCUUCCGGCACGGGCUGAGAGGAAAUGCAGCAACGAUCCCACCUGCUACGCGCUCUAUGACAGAGACUGCGAUGGCGGCCUUAGGUUUUGCCAAGCAGAUUUCGAGCUCGUGCCGGAAGAGGGGUCCUGUGUCUACGUGAAGAAGCAGAUCGGUGAAGGGGUGCCUUGUGACGGCAAGAUCUUGGAGGGCAGCAAGUGCAACAUCCAGAAAUGCCCCAUCGACUGCAAGUAUAAGGACUGGUCUGACUGGGGAUCUUGCAAUCCGCUCUGCGAGGGAACCCGAAGCAGGUCUCGAGAGGUGAAGAAGUAUGCUGCCUUUGGGGGCCAGCCCUGCGACAACAAGACUCAGACUGAGGAGUGCACCAACGUUUGUGUGGAUUGCGAAUGGUCUGAUUGGACGGCGUGGACGAACUGCUCUGCGACUUGUGGCGGCGGCAUGCAGGAACGUGGCAGAGGAAUCGCGGUGGAGGUUGAAGGCUAUGGGAAGAACUGCACCGGGGACGCAGAGGAGAAGCAAAAAUGCAACACACAGGACUGUCCUGUGGACUGCGAAACGAGUGACUGGAGUAGCUGGAGCUCCUGCGAGCCCUUCUGCAAGGGCAUGCAGAACCAGACACGGAGCAUCACACUGGAGGCGGCAAACGGCGGCAUGCCCUGCGGCCCGCUCUUCCAUUCCCGCGCGUGCAACAAUACAUGCCUGGACUGCGUGUGGGCAAAUUGGACCGAGUGGGGUCAGUGUUCAGCUUCCUGUGGCGGCGGAGUCCAGUCCCGCAGCCGCUACAUUUCACGCCCAAAAGUGGGCGAGGCGGAGGAUUGCGAAGGACCCUUGAACGAGACCCAGGCCUGCAACGAGCAGAGCUGUCCGAUUGAUUGCGUCCUGGCCGACUGGAGCGGAUGGUCGGAGUGCGAUCCCUACUGCAUCGGGACCCAGAGCAGAAACCGCGCCGUGGUCACUGCCCCCGAGUUUGGAGGGGUUCCUUGUGGGAACCUGUCUGAGACGCAGCGUUGCACCAACUUCUGCAUGGACUGCCAGCUGUCUGACUGGAGUGAAUGGGCUAUCUGCAGCAAGACCUGCGCUGGCGGAAGCCAGCACCGCUUGCGGGAUGAAGUGUACGUGCAACGGAUGGCCAGCCUCAUCGAGCUGCAAGCAGGCGCCGCCUCUUCCACAGGAGCCUGGGGCUACCAGAAGAAGAUGGGCGUGAGGUGUGACCCAAAGCACCAGAGAAGCGCGAAUAACGCUGGGACUCCUCAGGAGGCAGAAGCUGUGUGUAGUGCUGAUCCCACUUGCGGAGGUUUGUAUGACCAGGGCUGUGACAACUGGGUGACACUUUGCGAUGCAGACUUCACUCUUGAAAGUGAGGAAGGUUCAUGUUCCUACCUCAAGAAGGAGAUCGGUCAAGGCGUACCAUGCCAAGGGAACAUCAGCGAGACUGCGACUUGCAACGAGCAGAUGUGUCCAGUGGACUGUGUAAUGACCGAGUGGACUGACUGGUCGCCGUGUGAUCCCUUCUGCAACGGGACGCAAAAGCGCGAGAGGAACAUCACCACGCAUGCAGCCUACGGCGGGGUUCCCUGCGGUCCAAGUCUUGAGGACCAGAGGUGCAGCAACUUCUGUGUCGACUGCGCUUGGUCGGACUGGGCCGCUUGGCCACCGUGCACGGUGUCUUGCGGAGGCGGCACAGCGCAACGAACCCGUGCCAUCGAGACGCCGAAGCAAGGAGGCGGUCAAGACUGCACAGGCAGCGACCAAGAAACAAAGACCUGCAACGAGCAGGAGUGCCCCGCGGACUGUGAGCUCGGGAGUUGGACUGCUUGGAACGGCUGCGAACCUUACUGCGAAGGUUCGCAGACGCGGCAGCGGAAUGUCACACGAAAGGCCGCCUUCGGAGGCAAAUCCUGCAAUGCCUUGGCGGCUGAAGAGCCCGACUUCGCGGGCGGCGUGACGAAGCAAAUCCGACAGUGCUCAAAUCCGUGUGGUCCACAGGAUUGCCUCUGGUCCAAUUGGACCGAGUGGGGCGAGUGCUCUGCCUCCUGUGGCGGUGGGCUCCAGUCCCGCGACCGCCACAUUGCACGACCAAAGAGGGGCGAGGCUGAAGAUUGCACAGGACCCUUUAACGAGACACAGGCUUGCAACGAGAAGAGCUGUCCCGUCGAUUGCGUCCUUGCCGACUGGAGCGGAUGGUCGGACUGCGAUCCCUAUUGCGUUGGGAGUCAGAACCGGAACCGCAUUGUUGUCACGGCGCCAGAGUUCGGUGGGAUGCCGUGUGGGUCAGUGUCCGAGACGCAACGUUGCACCAAUUUUUGCAUGGACUGCCAGCUGUCCGACUGGAAUGACUGGGCUAGCUGCAGCAAGACCUGUGCUGGUGGAAGCCAGCACCGCUUGCGGGAUGAAGUGUAUGUGCAGCGUUCAGCCAGCAGCCUCAUCGAGCUGCAAGCAGGCGCCGCCUCUUCCACAGGAGCCUGGGGCUACCAGAAGAAGAUGGGCGUGAGGUGUGACCCAAAGCACCAGCGGGCUGGUGCCGCGACACCUCAGGAGGCAGAAGCUUUGUGCAGCGCUGAUCCCACCUGCGGAGGCAUGUAUGACCAGGGCUGCGACAACUGGGUGACGCUCUGCGACGCAGACUUCACGCUUGAAAGCGAGGAAGCCUCGUGCUCCUAUCUGAAGAAGGAGAUCGGUCAGGGCAUACCAUGCAAAGGGAACAUCAGUGAGACGGCCACUUGCAAUGCACACACGUGUCCUGUGGACUGUGUGAUGACGGACUGGGCCGAAUGGUCGGCGUGUGAUCCCUUUUGCAACGGGGUGCAAACGAGAGAGAGGAACGUCACAACGCAUGCAGCCUUCGGCGGUGUUCCUUGCGGUCAAAGCCUGGAGGACCAGAGUUGCAGCAACUUCUGUGUCGACUGUACUUGGUCGGACUGGGGCACAUGGUCGACAUGUACCCUGUCUUGCGGAGGCGGCACAGCGCAACGAACCCGUGCCAUCGAGACGCCGAAGCAAGGAGGUGGCCAGUGCACUGGAACCGGCAUGGAGGAAAAGACCUGCAACGAUGAGGAGUGCCCUGUGGAUUGCGAGCUCUCCACUUGGACUGCUUGGACCGGCUGCGAACCUUACUGCGAAGGAACGCAGAUGCGCUACCGAAAUGUUACGCAGGAAGCUUCCUUUGGAGGCAGGUCCUGCAACGCUGUGGCGGCCGAAGAGCCCGACUUCGAGGGCGGAGUCACGAAGCAGAUCCGACAGUGCUCCAACGAGUGUGUGGAUUGUGAGUGGGGUGACUGGGCGCCGUGGAGCAAUUGCAGUGCGUCGUGUCAGGGCGGCACCCACACGCGCAACCGAGAGGUUGCAGUGCCGGCAGAUGGUGGUGGCAAACAGUGCAAGGGCAAUGUCACAGAGGUCGGUGUCUGCGCCGACACGAUUGCAUGCCCGGUUGACUGCGUGAUGACAGAGUGGGGCGGAUGGACGCCGUGUACGCCAUACUGCAGCGGCAAGCAGCAGAGGAACCGGGUUAUCCUGACCCAGCCCUUUGCCGGUGGAGCUGCCUGUGGAGAGACAGCCGAGGAGAUAAGCUGCAACAACACGUGCAUCAAUUGCCAAGCUUCGUCUUGGACAGACUGGUCCGAGUGCUCGAAGACUUGCUCUGGUGGUACACAGCACAGGUCUCGUACCAUUCUCAAGCAGGCAGAGGGCGAGGGUACCCCUUGUCCAGAGGAGCUGGAGCAGACCAAGGAGGAUAUGUGUGCGCCCCUGGACUGCCCGGUCAAUUGCAUUUGGGGUGACUGGCUGCCCUGGAACGGCUGCAGCGCCACUUGCGGCGAGGGCACCCAAGACAGAACACGCGUGGAGGUCGUGUCCGCACAGUACGGAGGUACUGCGUGCGAGGGCAGCAACCGAGAGUGGCGUGCCUGUGAUGUGGAGAUCUGCCCCGUGGCGGCCUGGUCCCCACGCCAGGUGGCGACCAUGCCGCCAGAUCCAGGAAUGUCGAACCAGUACCUGGCGGAGGAGGAUGUCUACAGUGCCGGUGCCGAGGUGGAGUUUGGCAACUUCCGCUUCCGCUGCGCUGACGUCCUUGGCCGGGGCUCCUAUGGCGAGGUCUGGAGAGCACAGGUGCUCAGCGCCAAGGGUCGCUCGGAGCCCUCCGAAGUGGCACUCAAGGAGGUCCUGUGCCGCAGCCAAAGUGAGCUACGGCAGGCCAUCUUCGAGGUGCAGGUCCUCAUGGCCUUGGAGCAGGCGGCGUCGCCUCACCGACUGAAGCUGCGGGUUCCGCGCUGCAUCGCCUACAAGGUGAACGUCUGCUCUGGUGGCUGGAAGGUGCGGACUGCGAUGACGCUGGUGCCGGGACAGUCUCUGGACUACUUUUUGAGGCAGAAGCCUCCUCCCGGCUACACCGUCUCGACCGGCCUGCGCAGAGCGCUAAGCUUGGUGUCUUGCCUCUUGCGGGACAUCGGUCCGGCCCUUCAAAUGCUGGGACCGAUUGCUUGGCACCGCGACGUGAAUUCUCACAACAUUCUCAUCGAUGCUGCCGGCGAUGCCGACGAUUCCAACAUCGCGGCCAAUGCUUCGUUCUGGCUCAUCGAUUUUGGCUUAGCAGUAGACUCCCAAAGCUGGGUCUCGGAGCAGGGUAGAUGGAGGACGGAGUAUAUCGGAGGCGACAGUCGAUACUGGCCACCCAGUUCCUGGAUCAUGCAUCUUGUGGGUCCGGAGGGCUUCGACCACCGUCCGGACCUCUGCGAUCAAUACCAGCGUCGUCUGGACAUCCACGGUUUGGGCGUCACGGCCCUGGAGUUGCUCUGCACGGUGGCGAUGGCCUGUCCAUUGGCUGAUGAAGCUGAGGAGCAGGCACUGCAGCCAUGGGCUCCGAUCUUCCACGCCUGGACUUGCUACCGCGAGGCAGUCUGGCAAUGGUGGGCGACUGUCUAUGCCGUCUUCUCCGUUGGUGGAGAUCUUGCCCCGGUGCAAGCACAGCUCGUCGAGGAGAGAAUCGUGGAGCAGCUGCUGCUUCUCCUAACACGCAUCCGCAUUGCCCUACGAAGCUGUGCCGCGCAGCUUGCAGACUCGCAGCAAGCGCGACUUCUGCAAAUGAUUGCUGAUAUGCUGGACGAAGGGAAAGCCUUCGAACUGCGCGACAUCCAGAGGCUCGUCGGCGGCCCGAAGAUCGGGUCCCCCCGCCGGAGCACCUCCAUGGUGUCGAAGGAGAAGAGGGCGGAACAGACGCCGCCGCAGCGCUUCUGCAGCGUCCCGACCAAGGGCCGCCAGGCGCGAAACAGCACGGCUGUCGUGGCAACCAUGGCUGGCUUAGAGAAGUCGAGACGCGGCAGCGGCCAGGAUGUUCUGGGCCAAAGCUCCCGCAACACUCAAGCAUCCCCAGUCAGGACCCCGGCAGCGGACGCCGUGGCCAGCUGGCAAUCUCAAGCCGAUGCUGUGAUGGCUCGAAUGGCCAGUUCAGAACUGAGACUAAGAGGAGGUGCUUUGGUGCUUUGCGUUGCUUUGCAUAAGACCGCAAACCAGGCUCAGACCGGCGCCUGCCAGCGGUGCGUCGAGGGCCCUCGACCAGAAGCUGCUGCAGUUCCGACGGAGCACCGUGCAGAAGGCCUGCGGCUCAUGGCAGUCGCUGUGGCUGUGGUGUUCUUCGUGCUGAGGCCAAGCAGCGGCUCCAGACUGAGCAUAGCCGGGAUAGGGCCAGUUGGCUCUCAAGUGUCUUUCAAGGAUAAUGCCGCCAGCCGUUCUGGAACGUGUACAGCAUGCGAUCGGCUCAUCCUGCGGGGUGAUCUGACGCGGCGGCGUCCUCCCAAUAACAAGGCAGUCGCAAAAGCGGACACGAGGGUGAACGGAGUGUCAACGGUCAACGAAAGCGCAGUCGUGCUUUUCUGGCCAGAUGCAGAGUCACCUCGGUCCGUUCUUGUCGAGAAGGUGGGAGAAGGUGCUGACUGCGACGGACAUUCUGAGGAGUCAGAGCCCUGCGCUCAACAAGGUUGCCCGCGGGACUGUGUCCUCCACGAUUGGGAGCCGUGGUCCGACUGCUCCCACACCUGUGGGCCGCUUGGCAGACGGAAGCGGAUCCGGGAUGCCGAGUCGGAGAUCGAAGGCGGCAGGCCUUGUAAUGAGUCGAACGAGGAGUACGAGGCUUGCGGCCUUGAGGGUUGCCCUCGCAACUGCAUCUGGGGUGAUUGGGGCGGCUGGAGCAAUUGCACACAGAGCUGCGGCAAAGGCAUCGCAUUCCGGAACAGGAUCCAGCUUGUGGUGGCUGCCUAUGGUGGAAACUGCGUAGGCAGUGCUACGCAGACAGAAUACUGCAACGAUGUGCCUUGCCCUGAAGAUUGCACCUGGAACGACUGGGGCGAGUGGACGUCGUGCACGCAAUCCUGUGGAGGAGAUGUCACGGGGCUGCGGCCUCAGGACAAAGUCGCGGCUUCGCACGAAGUCAGGGCCAUUUACUGCUGGGCAGGUCUGGAGCAACUCCAGCAGAUGCGGCAGGCUUCUCAGCGUCUGGAUGAUGUCAGCCUCGGCGCAGCUCUGCGUGGAUGCCGCGGUGCCUGGCCAACGGCGCUGGUAUUGCUGGCAGGUCAUCCCCCGAAUGUGGUGGGCUACAACGCGGCAAUGACGGCGUGCGGGGUUUGCAGCCAAUGGCAGAUAGCCUUUGGUAUUCUGGAAUGGAUGAAGCGCCGGUCUGUCCAGGCCGAUCUUUGGAGCUACAAUGCCUUGAUCAAUGCUGUUGAAGUGGCCGCGAGUUGGGAGUUGGCGCUGCAGCUGCUGGAAGAGGCUCGGCAGCUCCAGCUUGCACCGGAUUCCUACUCCUUUGGUUCCUGCAUCAGCGCCUGCGAAGCUAGUGGAGAGUGGCAGGUGGCACUGCACUUGCUCGCGCAGAUGGAGCUGCAAGGCCUACUUGAGUCGAUACCCUCCAAUGCGGCGAUCAGUGUCUGUGCCACAGGUCAUCAAUGGCAGCAUGCCGUAGCGGUGCUGCAAGACAUGUGUAAGAAAAGGAUGCAGAUCGACAUCAUUGGUGUCAAUGCAGCUAUCAGCGCCUGUGCGCGCAGUGCACGAUGGGAGGAAGCUCUGUCUCUCUUGCGCUCCGUGUAUGCCCUGCAACUCCAAUGCACAGUGGUCAGUUGCAAUGCAGCCACAACCGCAUGCGAGAAGAGCGGCGAGUGGCAGCUCGCCUUGGCUUUGCUCCAGGAGAUGCAGCAAAGGCUGAUGGAGUCAACGGUGAUCAGCUUUGGCGCAGCCAUCAGCGCCUGCCAGAAGGGGUCGCAAUGGGAUGCUGCCCUGGCCCUCCUCGGUCGCAUUGGGGAGGUCAAGCUGCAAGCCAACGAGAUUUGCUUUUGUGCUGCGAUGACAGCUUGCGCAGCUGCUGGCCAGUGGAGGAGGAGCAUGGACAUCAUUGAUGCGAUGCUAGACGCAGGCAUUGAUGGUUUCCAUGGUGCUGAUUAUGAUCACACCUUUCAGGCUGGAAGUUCUGUCGACUGCUUCAAGCACUCCGUCUUGACGAUGCUGCUUCAAAGUUUGUCUUCAGUUGAAGCGCCGUUCACCUAUGUUGAUACACAUGGAGGAUGGGGCUUGUACAACUUGACCCACGGUUCUGACACGUACCACAACUCUCAGUUUGGUGUUGCGCAGCUGGAUACAGCUGAGCAGCUCCAUCCGACAAUCCAGGCUUAUCUCGAGAAUUCGCACAGGCUCCGCAGCGCGGGCAUAGGCUCCCAGCUCUACCUGGGCUCGCCCUUGCUGGCGCAGCAGUGGUUGCGCCCCCAGGAUCGAGCCAUCGUUUUGGAGAUGGCUCCCAACGUGCAUGCUAAGCUUCUUCAGCACCAGAAGAUGCUUGAUCCCACCGGCGUGUCAAAUGCCGAAGUCCUCCGAGCCAACUCCUACUGGUGGUUGCUGCGGGCUGCCGGGCCCGAGACUUUCAGCCAAAGGGGGUUGGUCCUGAUGGAUCCACCGUACGAGCCGUACCAGUCCUUCAUGGCAUGGAACCUCCACGUGCUGCAGUUCUUGGAAUCCAAGUGGCCCAGUGCCUGUGUGGCCGUGUGGUAUCCCUGCCUCGACGGACCGCAGCUUCGAAACCUCUACCAGGGCCUCAAUGGUCUCGGGAUGCGCCACGUCCUGGUGGUGGAGUUUGGGUUCCGAGACUCAGCGGCCGACUCGCUCCAAAAUUCAGGUUUUCUCAUCCAGAACCCUCCCGAGCGCGCGGUCGAGCACCUGCGGGAGUUGCUUCCAGCACUGGGGCGGGCGAUGGGAGCUUCAGCUGCUUGGCUCGCAGUGGUUCCAGAAGCUAUGUCUUUGGUUGAGAACACAUCUGCCCAUGGAGCAAGGCUACCAUCCGUGCACGCCUAUGGCCCCUUGGGUCUCAAUUGCACCGGGGAGCCAUCGGAAGAGGAACUUUGCGACACAGAGCUGCCUUGCCCAAUCGAUUGCCAGUUCGAGGACUGGAGCGACUGGGGCAAAUGCCAGCUCCAGCCCUGUGGCCCCGCCCAGCGCCUGCGCAGCCGCGAGAAGGGCUCGGCGCAGUUCGGUGGCGCACCAUGCAAAGGCAAUCUCAGCGAGGUGGAGGACUGCGAGAUCCCCGGAGCGCCGCCUGUGCCUCCCUGCAAUGUGACCGUCCCCUUCUCUCCCGAAAACAACCAAACCUCGGAGCCGGAGGGAGACGAAUCCACGGUGACGAACCCACCUGCCGGAUCGGCGGAGGUGAAUCCGCCGAAGCCUCCUCUGGAGGCAGCAGCCGUCGCCGCGAAGGAAGCGGCGCAGCAGAACGCCACGCCUGACGAGCAGGCGGCCGCAGCAGGGCAGGCGGCAGCUGCAGCGCCCGGGGGCAACCCGACCGUGGCAGCUGAGGCAGCACAAAAAGCUGCCGAGGCAGCAGGCGAGAGCCCCACGAAGCAGGUCGAGAUGGCAGUUCAGGCAGCGGCCAGCGCCGCUGCUCGUUCCAGUGGAGGCAAUGCCACCAAGGCGAGCACAGCAGCUGCCAAAGCAGCCACGAAGGUGGCGGCCGCAUCAAAUCUCACAAAAGCCGAGGAAGCCGUAAUCGUUGCAAGCGCUGCGCGGGAGUCUGCCUCAGAGUCGGGCGCGGAUGUGGAAUCCGUGGGCAAAGCAGCUGCUGCAUCGGCGAAGGCAGAGGGUGCAACACCCGAAGAGCAAGCGGCAGCCGCAGCUGUUGCCGCAUCGGAUGCGGCGAAGAAGCAGGGCGCCAAUGCAACGCAGGCUGCCGAAGUCGCCAUUGCUGCAGCCAAAGCCGCUGGAGCCACGCCGCAGGAACAAGCUUCUGCCGCCUCCGUGGCCUACACCCGCGCUGGUGGCAACGACACGCUGGAUACCGGAAGCUUCGGUUUGCCACCCGCUGUGCACCGACCGGUCGUCUCCGAGAAGGAAGCCGAAGAGAUCGCCGAGAAGGAACCCGAGGCUGUGGAGGGCAGUGAAGUGCUGGAGGUGAGCGACCCUGAGACCUUCAUGCACGAUGCGGCAGCUCUCGAGGCCGUUCGCGAUGCCUUGGCUGAAGAGCUUGGUGUCGACCCGGAUGCCAUCAUCAUCAAGGGUGCGGAGGCCGCAUCAGUCUCUGCAAACUCGCCAUCAAUGCUGGAGAUGGGCCGAAAGUCUUCAGCGAUGGCCAGGCGACAAGCUCCUGCAAAAGGAGAGGUGAACAUCACUUACGAGGUCGUGCCAAGUAUCAGUGGUAAAAGCGACGAAGACGUCGUCAAGGCUGUCGCCGCGCUGGAUGGACAAACAGCUUCCAAAGUGCACGAGAAGGUCUUCGCAUCCAAGAACCUCCCUUAUGCAGUCCAGGUGUCUGGUUUAGACCUCUUCGUCGAGAACAAGGAGACUGGAGCUGCGGUUCUUGAAAGCACCAUCACAGGGUUGAACCAAAGAAGCGGUGCAACUCUGGCGACACUGGCUGCGCCCCUGUCAAGUGUCGUAGCGCUCUUCUCAUUUUUCUGGUUCUGA
Molecule: messenger RNA, 14043 nt
Organism: Symbiodinium sp. CCMP2592
Lineage: Eukaryota; Dinophyceae; Suessiales; Symbiodiniaceae
Source: the annotation of a GenBank genome assembly